AUGGCUAACUUGGAAUUUCACCCUUUCCAAGAUGGCUUCUCCAUUAAUCCUAACAGUGAACAGUCCAGCACCUUUUCAGGUAGUAUAGGAGAUCGGCCUCGAGAAUCGCUAGUAGAUGAUUCAGAUAUUCUUAACUCUGGUAAAAAGAGCAUUUUCUCAUUUUCAUACUUCCAGCAGUACUUUGAUGUUGAAACUGAUCAGGUUGUGAAACGGUUGAUGAAUAGUGUUGUGCCGACAGGAAACAACUUCAUUUUGGACUUUGUUCAGCCUGCUCCUGAUCUUUGGGGACCACUGUGGAUUUCGAUAACUCUGAUUUUUUCAAUCGGUAUCUUUGGAAACAUAGCCCAGUACAUCGAAAAUGAUGGUAAAACUGGUGAAUACGGAAGUGACUUCAGACUAGUAACAACCGCUGCAUCUCUUAUUUUCACUUAUGUGGUCUUCAUGCCCCUGAUCGUCUUUGCUGUUCUAUGGCAAAGAAAAUCCGACGUCGUAUUCCUUUAUGCCGACUUGCUUUGUGCAUUCGGUUACAGCUUAUCUGUUUUCAUUCCAGUCUCGUUACUGUGGGUGCUGAACAUUAACUGGCUCCGAUGGGUACUGAUCUUCGUUGCUGUGUCAUUGAGUGGUGGAGUUUUAGCUAAAGCUAUAUACCCUGCUUUCAAAAAUGAUUCGAAUCGAAUAAUAGCGUUUGGAAGCGUCUUCACAAUCCUCUUCGUUCAUUUUCUGCUGGCCUUCGCUUUCAAGGAGUUCUUCUUCGAUGCUGUUCAUCCAAUGAAAAGUCCAUCUGAGGUCAGUAUCGGUAGUAGUGGUGGUGGUGUACCAAGCCAGGUGAGAAUGAAUGAAGAACCAACUUUACCAAGUAUUAUCAAUGACACGCACGUGUCUCCAGCCAGUAUAGACGUAGCGAAUGUAACAGCCUUAGAACCAGAAAAAGUAUCAAAUGCUACCGUUGUAACAACGGAAGUCUCGGGUGUUUCCUCAAAUGACACGGUAAUAGAUAAUCCAACUAACUCAACAGAAAUAGUGAACAAGGCCGAUGGUGGUGAUUCCCCUAAGUCGAAUUCCGUUUAG
Auanema sp. JU1783 is the source of this 1068-nucleotide messenger RNA. NCBI's taxonomy places the organism in Eukaryota, Metazoa, Nematoda, Chromadorea, Rhabditida, Rhabditidae. The record is from the annotation of a GenBank genome assembly.